CCACCGGCUGGCUCGAGCCUGCUCACACACUGUUUCUUGUCUUUCUUCCUCUCGUCAUCCUCCUCUAAAUUUCACAGACUUGCUUCCCUCCGUCUUCCACUCCCAACAGUGAAUUCGACUGCUUUGUAUUUGACGCGAGCGAAUCUCGAACUCUCUCCACUUACUUAACUUAGUCGACCUGAGGGCAACCUUAUUCUAAAUACCGGAAUCGGGUCCAGUAGCCCUCCCGCCUUCGCCGCCUCUUCGGCCCACCUAAACUCGAUUCAACUACCCCCGAGUCUCAGUGUCGCCUCCUCGCUGCUGAUCAACCAUUUCUCAGUUCGGCUCAUCGAUAUUCCUGCUUCUCAUUUCUACUCACGCGGUGGCGCUGCUUCAGCAAAAACUUCUUUGUUGCAAAGAAUGCAGACACGCAGACAUAUAUCUCCCCGCCGCUAGACCAUCGACACCUUUGUCGCCAACCCACACCGCUUGCGCUGAUCGCAAUUUCCACUCGCUCGACAGUCUUGGGUACAUGCAUGAUCAUUGCGAUGGACGGCUACGACCCCUUAGCAAUGAACUAUCUACAUAGUCCCAUGCCCUUUCAGGGCGGGAAUCUGCAGAAUCUCGAUUACAUGAGUGUGCCGUCAGUGAUGGACCUGCAAGAUCAGUACUCCAACUUCGACUCGGAGCCAUACAUGAGUGGUGAUGAUCUCGGUUUCGCUCCAUCAUCUGGACUCCAACAUUCAGCGAUGAUCAAGCGAUACUCGUCUGGAUUCGACGAUCCAUUCGCAGAGGGAACCAUAGCACAGUUUGAACAAAUGCCCUCUGAGACCAAUGCAGACAGUCCCUCCAUCGAUCGCGACAGCAAAUACCUCAGUUUCCACAUGCCGCAUUACAACUUCACCCUCCUCGACGACUCUUUCCGUCGCACCUCAGUCAAUAUCAAUGCUCAACUACAUGGCAUGUUUUUUCUCGCCGAAUCUCAGUGGCCAGCUACUGCAGACACCCCUCCACCUCCACCAGAACUCACAUGCUACAGACGUAAUCUUUUCCAGAUCACCGGUUCUGUCACUCUCCCUCGAAACUUGAGAUAUGUCUUCACCGACGACGGGUCUAGAAUUCCCAUCUAUGAACUCGAACUGGCUGUUUCAGCUACCGAGUCUGUCGAAAACAAUACGGUGAAAAUUAUAUCCGUGCCUUGGAAGACCCCUGCGAGUGGCGAAGGCACAAAGUCAGAUGACAAAGGAGAGCGCGAACCUCCCACAAUCCCUCUAGACAAAAUGUCUGGGCAGGAUCUUGACACCGACUUCACCACUUUUCCCAUUCAAUGGAAGAGACUCCAAUUUCGGAUAGCCACUGCUAACAAUGGUCGACGGAAAGAAUUACAGCAACAUUUUGUCCUCCACCUCAAGAUCAUGGCAUCUUUGUCGACGGGCACGAAAAUUUCAAUUGCAGAGGCUAGGUCUGGGGCUGUUAUUGUCCGAGGCCGAAGCCCACGCAAUUUUGCCUCUCGAAAAGAUCUUCCACUAUCGAGCAGUUCCACGGCCAGGAAGCAUCUGCCAGGCGCGAGUCGAACUAGUGUGAGCCAAACUUCAGUGCCUCAGGUCACGUCCGCUCCGAAAGUCAAAACUCCUCCGUCAGAAAACCCGCAGAUGGCUGGGCUGAGAUAUGACCCAGCCGACUUUAAGGACAAUGAUCCCACCAGCGCGUGGAUGUCGCAGAUCCAAAACGAUCCUCUCGUCGCCCCCUCAUAUUCUGCAUCAAUGAAUCCUCCUCUGAUGCCCACUUUCACGCAGGACCCAAGCGUGACCCCUGAGCUACCCACCCCAGGCGGACCGCCUUUCCAAUUUACGUUUCCAGAAGUCCAGCCCACUACUGGCCCAAUGAGUUUACACUUUGGGAGCGACGAUGAAGGAUCUCCAUAUCAUCAGAAUCAAGAUUCACGACAUUCAUCGCGGCCACCCACCUCGAAUCCAUCACCUAAUCUGUUGAACAAGGGUGCACAUCAACACCCGUCUCCAGGACGAAGUGCUCAAAUGAACGCACCUCCUCAGCCAACUGCCCCUAACCAAGCUAGGCCUCGAAUGCAUUCUCAUCAAAUGUCUCAUACGUCAGUGCCCUCGUCGAAUGGAUCCAUGAUCGCGCCUGGCCACCACCAACAACUUCAUCAGCCACAAACGCGGCCCGAGUUAGUGGCCAUGAAUUCAGGCAUGUCUUUCAAAUCCGAGGGCGAAAACUCCGAACAAUUGUAUGAGUACUUUCCCUUGGGUCUCGAUGAUUGGAUGCCACCUGUUGAUGCCGUCUUCAGGCCUCAUGUUGUUCAUCAUUCGGGUCCGAUGCCUCCAGAUCCGAGGAGCCCCGGGGGGCGGCACACGAGCAAAAGAUACUUUUCCGAGGUGGUUUAAUUCCAUAUUAUCAGCACACCAAACUUUGCCUCUUGACAAUCCACUUGACGAAGAUAUGACAGAUACACUAUUCUUGAACACCGGUAAUUAUGAUGGCAAGAAAGGGCAUGAUGCAUAAUGGCUGAGAUUCCUAAGCACUUGGCCAGAACAGAUUGACCAGUUUGGCUUUGUCACACAUCCUAAAGGGUCGAAUCAUGUCACGUACAGGGUCGAAAACAAGGUGGCCAAAAUCUCCUGACAUCCUUCUGUUUUUCCCUCUCUCUUCUCAAAACGAGCGAGAUAUGAGAUACCUGACCGUCAUUGCAGUGACGAAUCAGCAUACCUUAGCGUGCACACAAAAAUGCACAUUCCGACUAAUAACCACUUACUUAGAUAGUGGACGAUUGUCGGAAAUAGAUAAUGUGACCAUGACCACCAAAUACUAUCAUGUUUACAC
Exophiala mesophila is the source of this 2820-nucleotide messenger RNA. RefSeq lists its product as uncharacterized. Gene Ontology annotation, cellular component: nuclear chromosome. The record is from RefSeq and is a predicted model, not a curated record. The coding region runs from base 516 to 2384 and encodes 622 amino acids. Gene Ontology annotation, biological process: meiotic cell cycle; positive regulation of transcription by RNA polymerase II. Lineage: Eukaryota; Fungi; Ascomycota; Eurotiomycetes; Chaetothyriales; Herpotrichiellaceae. Gene Ontology annotation, molecular function: DNA binding; DNA-binding transcription factor activity. The transcript has 2 exons.